Messenger RNA from Cutaneotrichosporon cavernicola, 1131 nucleotides. RefSeq lists its product as uncharacterized. The record is from RefSeq and is a predicted model, not a curated record. The coding region runs from base 1 to 1131 and encodes 376 amino acids. Lineage: Eukaryota; Fungi; Basidiomycota; Tremellomycetes; Trichosporonales; Trichosporonaceae. The transcript has a single exon.
AUGGACAAGCCAGAAUCAACCGCCUCCCUCGACAGCACUUGCUAUCCCCACAUCCUGGACGCCGUUGUCAACCUCGCUUCACGCGGCUCGCUCAUCGCUCUCCGCGGUGCCGACCGCGCCCUCCGGGAGAAAUGCGAUGAGCUACUCGCCCAGCAUCUCGUGCUCCGCUACUAUCCCCUAAUGUCAUUCCACCCAAGGUGGUUCAUCCCAGCUUACCUGUCCUCUCCACAGGGGCGCGUACCCGCGCUUCUGGAGUGGAACCACCAACGCCUUAACGAAGAGAGGGCGCUACGGACGGUAGCGGAACCCCAAUACAUACCAGGCAUGGUGGAGAUCAGCCCCCUUCACGGGGACGACUACCUCACAGACGCAGACCGUCAUGAGAUGACCUCAUCCCUCCGUCAUAGCCCACACCCUGCCUGCUUGCGGGGCACGCGCGUCCUAGAUCUCGCGGGCGCUCGGGAUACCCACCUUCCCAAGGUGCUCGCUCACUGUUCACCUCUCGUCCGCAUCGGUCGGGAGCAGUUCAGACACAGCACACUUAUGACGGGCAGCAGGUGGAACGGGACUUUUACCGCCCCUCAAGCGGUAGUGUGGACGCAUCUCUGGGACUGGGGUCAUGGCGGAGCACACGACUAUCACGGCGGUUACAUCCCACGCCUCAGUGCCCGCCAUCUCGUGCUCAACCUGACCUUCGACCCACACACAACCCGCAACUCCUGCUUCAUCGACGUCAUGUACGCCGACACUGUCGAGGACGUGACUGUAGUCUUUCACGGGUCGAGCGGAGAUGUGAGAAGCCUGCCGUCUCACCCGUACUUCGGAGACCUGCCGAGACCACCACCACGGAGAACGCUCGGCCAGCUCGUGACUGCGCUGUACUACAGCUGUCGGGUACCGCAUACGCUUGUCAACCUUUCCGCUAUCCCCGCUUCGUGGUGGGCCCAGAGCAGGCCUUGGGAUGAUAAUGGGGCCCGCGAGACCCUACACGCCGCCCUGCUUGAGCGCCAAAGUGUCGAUCCCCACCCUGCACUCGACGUCGACGCGUUGCUCGACAAUUUCAGGGUGGUUUCGAUGGGCGAAUAUCACACGAUGGUCGGUGAGGAGAUGUUUGAGCUGUACACAAGUUAG